CGCCCGGGACCCAGCGGGUUUCCAGAGGCUGUUGCUCGCCCCCUCCUGCCUAAAGAUACGGCUGAUAAGUGCGCAGGCAGCGCCAGCAGCAGGCACAGGUCUGCAUGAGCACGAACACCCACUGGGCUGCAAGGGGCUUUCUCUGCUCCAGGCGGACACUGCCUAGGGCUUGGCCCUGACAGGAAACCUCACAGGCUGGGGGCCAGGGAGCUGCCUGCAGUGCCGCGGCCGCUCGCGGUUGUUUUCGUUUUGCUGUUGCAGGAGCCUGCCGAGACAGCAGCCAGAGGACCCCUGUGAUCUGUCGCGCCGUGAGGUCCGCUGCCUGGGCUUCCCGAGCUCCAGGGACUCGCCUCCUUCGCAUUCCCGGUGGCCGGGGCGGGGGGCGCGCCCAGCUCCCCGUCCCUCUUCCUGCUCGGCUCGCAGCCCCGCAGCCCCGGGGUAACUGCAAUGCCUCCGCCUGCUCUGCGGGCUCCCCGGUCCGCUCCGCCCCGCAGCGCGCCGGGCCCGUGGCCGCAGAGCGGGCUAUGCUAAGGUCUGGGGCCGAGCGACACGAGUUGUUUGGCUGCAUUCUUCCAAUAACAAGUAUAACUGCCGCGGCGGAGCCUGGGCUAGACCCUCCCCGACCCCGGGCCAUUGCUUUGGGCAUAUCAGCGAGAUGCUCCCAGUGGGUUCGUGGUUUCUCUUUGUCAGGCAUUAAUCACCGCAAUCAGGUUGGCUGUUAGGUGAGGUUUGAGCAACAGCGAGAAGGGGCCGGGCAGGGCGGAGCAGGAAAAAGACCUACUUGGGAGAACCCAGCAGCCAGCGCAGUUUCCACACCUCUCCAUGCAGCAGGGAGCAUCACUCAUCCAGAACUAGUGUAAUACGCCUACAAGCAGAGGUCAAGUUUCCCAAAGCCAUUAAAAGCUGAAGAUGGAUAUUAAGCAUGCGAAGGAUUAUCUUUACUGGCUAUACUAUCAAUACCUACUGAUCACCUGUUGCUAUGUGUUGGAGCCCUGGGAGCGAUCCAUGUUCCAUACUAUUUUUAUUACUGUUUUUGCUAUGGUGGUGUAUACAGCUUAUGUCUUUAUCCCUAUCCACAUCCAUUUGGCUUUUGAGUUCUUCUCCCAGUUAUUUGGAGAUCAGCGUGAAAGUACUGUUGCCAUUAUGAACUGAACUUGCCAGGGUUGAUGAUGCAACAGCUACUAUGUGAAAUGUCUUCUUCCAUGUAGGGGUUUUUUGUUUAGAAAAAGGUUUGGGUUUGUGGAAACAAUGCUUCCUCAUACAAAAGCUAGCCUGCACAAUUACCAUAACUGAAAACCAGAAUAAAACCUCACUGUACAGUUCGUAUUUAAAUAAAACACGAGCACAACUUUUAUUCUGUGACUGUGCAACACCGACUUUGGAAUGCAUUACUGAAUAUUCAGCUUACCUACUGAGACUAGUGUUCAUAUGUAGUAGAUCCAUAAUGUAGAGAAAACCUAUGUUCUUUAACAGUUAGCCCUUAUUUCUUUAUUAUACUGUCUAGAAUAAUGAUUUUACACAUAUGGUUUUCACACUCAAUCAGAAUUUAAUUUUACUAGCAUAUAUAAAAAUGUAUUGCAAACAGCAAAAAGUAUUUAUGAUGAUAGUAGGUAGUAUAUUAUACUUUUUGCAUAUAAAAAAGCUUCUCCUCCCAGCAUGGUACACGUGAACUAUCUUGCAAAACCUGAAAUUCUUUUUUGCAUCCUAGUUUACAGUAUAUCAGAAAUGUGAGUCAAAUAUAGCAUGACCCAAGCAGCUGAAGUCCGUCUGUCUUAGUAGUCUGCUAAUUUUUAAAAUGGAUGGUGUCAUGAUAUAAAGGGAUGGUUUACAGCUUUUCUUUUAGAAAAUGAGAAGUCAAGACUAGAUGAGCAUGAAUCCAAUUUUUAGUAUCUAAGCUUCUGCUGCUGGAUUUAUGGUAGUUUAAUUGCGAUGUUUAGAUAAUGUAUUAUACUGUAAGUAAUCUUGCAUUGUACAAAGAAUGAUGUACCAGAUAUUUAGUGAGUCUGACUUUGUUACACUCUACUUUGCUUGUUACAAAAAUCAAGUUUUCCCCUUUCCGCUACAAUUCAUUGGGGAAAGCAAAGCGUGCGUUCGUGCUAAAGGAAGAUGAUCUAGGAAACAGAGUGGAAUUUCCUAAUAAUUGCGGAAUUCUGAAGCAUUUAGAUGGAAGCUUUGAUACAGAGGCCUCCUUUACAAAGGAGAAAUGAGAUUUUUUAAAACUGCCUUUGGGGAGCUUCUUAAACCAUGAAAGCUUUUUAUUGUACAUCUGAAUCAAACGUGAACGCCAAAGAGCAAGCUAUGUAUGCAGAAUACAUACCUCUUGCAACUGACACUACCACUAGGGAAAGUGAGAACCAUAAGAUGUAAAUAGUUUUUGAAGUAUGUUUGCACAAUUACAGCAUGAAGAAAUUUUCUAAUUUUAUUAAGGGGCAUUGGGGUCCUGCGUGAUAGAAAGAAUGACAAAUUCUGAUGUAAAAAUGAGGCUAUGUUUAUAUGCAGUUUUUCA
Messenger RNA from Caretta caretta (loggerhead turtle), 2506 nucleotides. RefSeq names its product serine palmitoyltransferase small subunit B (gene SPTSSB). The record is from RefSeq and is a predicted model, not a curated record. Lineage: Eukaryota; Metazoa; Chordata; Testudines; Cheloniidae. Gene Ontology annotation, biological process: endoplasmic reticulum organization; ceramide biosynthetic process. Gene Ontology annotation, cellular component: serine palmitoyltransferase complex. Gene Ontology annotation, molecular function: serine C-palmitoyltransferase activity.